UUCUGCUGUUUCUCUUCGUCAUAAUGGCCGAUGUUCAGACAGCGGUUUCCCUUUGCUCACAACCUUGGCACAGGCCCUUGUACAUCUACCAGGGGUUAGCAUGCAACCCGCUGAUGGCUGACUUCUGGUCCGACAGAACUCCUCUCCAUGAAGCCGCCUACCAAGGGAGGCUGCUACACCUGAGAAGCCUCAUCCUUCAGGGCUUCCACGUAGACACGCUCACCCUGGACAGAGUCUCUCCUCUCCACGAGGCGUGCCUUGGGGGCCGUUAUGCUUGUGCUAAGUUCCUGCUGGAGAAUGGUGCAAAUGUUGAGACAGUAUCAACAGAUGGCGCCACACCUCUGUUCAACUCUUGCAGCAGCGGCAGUGCUGCUUGUGUCAAGCUCAUAUUGCAGCACGGGGCCUCUACCCACACCCCCUGCCAGCUGGCCUCCCCCAUCCACGAAGCCGCCAAGAAAGGUCACAGAGAGUGUGUGGAGCUGCUGCUGUCCUAUGGAGCCCACAUCGACGUGGAGUCGCCUGUGGUAGGGACGCCGCUGUAUUCUGCCUGCAUGGCCCGGGCCGCAGCCUGCGUUGGGCUGCUGCUACAGUCAGGAGCGGAUGUUCGUAUUGGGUGUGGUCAGGACAGUCCUCUGCAUGCGGCGGUCCAAGCAGGGGGAGCCGACGUGGUGGAUCUCCUGCUGGACUUUGGGGCUGAUGAGUGUCGCAGGAACUCAGAGGGAAAGACUCCUCUGGAUCUGUCUUCGCCAAACAGCGCAGUGAGAGAAGCACUACAGAAAAAAGGUCCCCGCUCUCUGUGUCAGCUCUGUCGGUUGUGUAUUCGCCGGAGCCUGGGAAGAAGUCGCCUCCACAGAGUCACUGGGCUCCUCCUCCCUCACAGUGUGACGGACUUUCUCCUCUACAAAUGAUCCAUCUCUGCUACCGAGGCUCCCUCUGUGCCGCAUAUACUGUGCUGUCCUUCAAGUGGAAAGAAGGUGUUUAACCCGAGAGAACGCGACUUAGAUAAAAGCAUUUUGAGUUCCAAAACAUUCAUAUUGCUGUAACUUUGAUGUAUCAGCUUUUAUAUUUUAUACUUUUAAUGACGUCCUUUGCCAUUUGUGUCCAUGUACUUUUUAUCAUUAAAAAAUGUUCCCAUGGCAACACGUCUGUUUGCAGGUUUUGCAUAGUGAGAUAAUAAUAACUAAUUAU
This is a messenger RNA of Pungitius pungitius (ninespine stickleback), 1188 nucleotides long. RefSeq names its product ankyrin repeat and SOCS box containing 11 (gene asb11). Gene Ontology annotation, biological process: intracellular signal transduction; protein ubiquitination; positive regulation of protein catabolic process. Lineage: Eukaryota; Metazoa; Chordata; Actinopteri; Perciformes; Gasterosteidae. Bases 24 to 908 code for a protein of 294 amino acids. The transcript has 7 exons. Gene Ontology annotation, molecular function: protein binding. The record is from RefSeq and is a predicted model, not a curated record.